AUGGCAGAAGGCGGGAACGAAUCGCAGGUACAAGGCAUGGCACAGAGGAAUUGUGCGUCAUGCUCCAAACCCGACACUCACGACGACAUGGUAGCAUGCGACAGUUGUGAUUCGUGGCAUCACUAUUCUUGUGUGAAGGUAGAUGAGCGCGUUAAAGAUCGGAAAUGGAAUUGUCCUUCCUGCGAACUCCGCGCCAAGCAAGGAGCAGAAAAUGUUUCAUCUGACACGGGAAAUAAGGCCCCGGAAUCGAAAGGUGCUAAACCAAAAGUUCCGGAAUUAAAAAGUGUCAAAUCGAAGGCACCAACAAUACCAACUGAGACACUUACUCUCCGGGUGAAGAAGCUGACAGCGAAGUCUACGACCGGCAGUAAAGUCACUCGGAAGUCGAAGGUCAAUGCUGGUGAACCAAGCAUCACUUCCAGUGCAAGAGCUCGUCUGGAGCAGGAGCUAAAGGUGUUGAACGAGCAACAGCGUGUUCAGGAAGAAGAACUGGCGGUCGAAAAACAGAUGAAAGAUCUACAGCUGAAGCAGGAAACGGAGUUGCGAGAGAUGGAGUUGGCGUACGAAGCAAAGAAAAUAGCGGAUGCCAAGGUUCUAAUGGAGAAGAAAGUGGCAUGUGAAGUAGAGUUUCGUCGAAAACAGAUGGCCAUUCGGAAGCAAUCGGCUGAAGAGAAAGCAAAGCUUAUUAGACAGGCAUCUGAGUACGGUAGUAGCAGGGCAAGUGUAGGAGUUAGUGAAACUGAUUCUAGGGAGAAAGUUGUAGACUGGCUAGAAAAGUCGAAUCAGCAGAUAGAGGGAACGAAUCAAGGUUCCACGUUAGCAAUCGACCCAGUUCCAGUAGUAUUCCCAAAUCCAAUCACUAAUAACCAAGUGAUGUCCAAGAAUACCGUUACUCUCCCUCCAGUGAAUGUUAAUGUCAUUCCUGCGGGCAGGAACCCCUCCUUAAGAGCUGCUUCGCGUUCUCUCGCCAGUAAUAAUGCAGUGCACGAAACGAAUGUUCACACCGAAGACAAUCGUAAUCCGGAAAGUAGUGGUAACCAUAGUAAUUCCAGACAAACAGAACAGAGAAAUACGAUGGGAAAUCCAAAUCCGCAAGAUGUGUUUUGCGACGUAGUCGGACCGCAAGAGAGCGUAGCGGGAUCAGUUCAGGGACAGAUUGACGUUAAUUGUACAAAUAACCCGACAGUGAAUCAGCAUCGUACCAACUAUGAUGGCCCAACGAGUAGACAGUUGGCAACCAGACAGGUGAUGGGGAAGGAUUUACCCAUAUUUGCAGGUAAUCCGGAGGAAUGGCCGAUAUGGAUCAGUAACUUUGAGCGUUCGACCUCCACUUGCGGUUUCUCGUUGGACGAGAAUCUCAUUCGGCUGCAACGCUGCUUAAAAGGCCCAGCCCUCGAAGCAGUACGUAGCAGAUUACUGUGUCCGGCUAGCGUCCCACAUGUUAUUCGAACACUUGAAAUGCGGUACGGGCGUCCUGAAACGCUUAUACGAGCAAUGACGGAGCGUAUUAAGAAAUUACCUCCUCCGAGGGUUAACGAUCUCGACAGCAUAAUUGAAUUCGGACUGGUGGUCGACAACUUGGUGGAGCAUAUUAAAAACUCAGGACAGCAUAAUCAUUUAUCGAAUCCGUCGUUGUUAUACGACUUAGUGGGCAAGUUGCCGGUCGACUAUCGGCUAAAAUGGUCGGCAUAUAAAAGUAGCUUACACAACGUUAACCUCGGUUCGUUUGGUGAGUUUAUGGCGACUCUAGUGGAACUAGCAUAUGAUGUAGCGGAUGAUUUUCCCACGAUGAAGCAAAAUAAAACGCAGAGGCAGAAAACCAAGGAACGUGUUUUGGUACAGACGCAUUCGGAGACGUCAUACGUGAAGAAGGAAUCGAACAGCGGCGCUUCAGGACUGCGGAAUUCCAAGAAACCUUGUGUGGUCUGUAAAGUGGAAGGACAUCGGGUAGUAGAUUGUUGCAGGUUCAAAGCGAUGAACAUCGAUGAGAGAAUGAAAGUUGUGAACCAGAAUGGUAUGUGUAGAUCAUGUCUGAAUCAACAUGGCAAAUGGCCGUGUAAGACAGCGAAAGAAUGCGCUAUCAACGAUUGUCGGCAAAAACAUCAUACCCUCUUGCACGCACCAAACGCAGUGCAAGCAGCUAUUUCGUCAAGCCAUCUUAAGGAUCCAAGGACUGGACCACUAUUCAGGAUCAUUCCAGUCACGCUCUAUGGGAACAACUGUCAGGUAGACAUCUACGCGUUUGUCGACGAAGGCUCGCAAAUUACGCUGCUUGAGGAUGCGGUUGCCAAACAGCUUGGAUUAAAUGGAACUUCCGAGCCACUGAGCUUACAGUGGACUGGAAAUAUUAAGCGGAGUGAACCGAAAUCAUACAGAGUCAACACUGAAAUUUCCGGAGUCAGGAUGUCGAAGCGAUUCAAACUGGUAGAUGCGCGUACUGUUGGUGGACUGCUAUUACCCUCGCAAACGAUGAAUUACCAGGAGCUAUCUGGCUGGUAUCCGCACCUACGUGGAAUACCCCUGCAAAAUUUUGAAGAAGUAUCACCUAAACUCUUGAUCGGUCUUGACAACCUGAAGCUCACUGUUCCAUUAAAAAUCCGAGAAGGCGGAUGGGAGGAUCCCAUCGCCGCCAAGAGCCGUAUUGGGUGGAGUGUUUAUGGAAGCUCCACAAAACCUUUAUCGAUGACUAUUUGUGGGUUUCACGUUGGAGGAUGGACCGAUCCAGAGCAAGAAUUGAACCAACUUGUACGCGACUACAUUACGCUGGACAAUACCGGAGUAACAUCGCCCUCUACUCUGCUAGAGUCCGAGGAAGACAAGCGGGCGCGAUUGCUUUUGGAGUCAACCACUCGGAGAAUCGAAGGUGGAUUCGAAACUGGCUUGCUCUGGCGUUGGGAUGAAGUGCGAUUUCCUAACAGUUAUGGUAUGGCCUACAAGCGGCUGCGUUCUCUCGAGAAGCGGCUCAGUAAAGAUCCUGACAUUUACGAACGGGUUCGCCAGCUAAUACGUGAAUACGAAGAAAAAGGAUAUGCGCAUAAGGCGACGCAACAUGAAUUGUCAACAACAAGUCAUGACCAAUGCUGGUAUCUGCCUCUAGGGAUCGUCAUCAAUCCGAAGAAGCCCAAAAAGCUGAGGAUGAUUUGGGAUGCAGCUGCUACGGUCGAUGGCGUUUCCCUCAACUCCACUUUACUAAAAGGUCCUGAUUACUUGACAUCCCUACCAACGGUUGUGAGCAAGUUUCGCCUAUAUCGAUUUGCGUUGACCGGUGACAUCAAGGAGAUGUUCCACCGAUUCUUCAUACGGGAACAAGAUCGUCAGUGUCAGAGGUUCUUGUUUAGAGAUCACCCGGAUCAAGAUCCAAUCGUGUACGUCAUGAACGUAGCCAUCUUCGGGGCUACAUGCUCCCCGAGCUGCGCUCAAUAUAUUAAAAAUUUGAAUGCCAAGGAGUUCGAAGCAGAAUGUCCUCGCGCAGUAGCAGCUAUAGUUCAUCACCACUACGUGGACGACUAUCUCGAUAGUUUCGGUUCGGUGGAAGAAGCAGUGAAGAUAGGAUGUGAGGUGAAAACGAUUCACUUGGAAGGUGGAUUCGAAAUUCGAAAUUUCCUCUCGAACGAUACGAGAAUUGCAGCAUUAAUAGGAGCUGAGUCCGCGGAUGCGGAUAAGGAUAUUCGGACCGAAAAGGGAGAACAAAUCGAGUCCGUGCUAGGAAUGAAGUGGAUAACCAGCAGCGACAGUUUCACUUACACCGUAAAUCUACCAGAGAACCUCAAAUACGUCUUGGAGGAGUCGCACAUUCCAACGAAGCGAGAAAUUUUGCGGACAGUGAUGAGUUUCUUUGACCCAAUGGGGCUAAUUGCUUACUUUUUGAUCCAUGGCAGGAUCCUUAUGCAGGAUAUAUGGGCAACUGGUAUUGGAUGGGAUGAUCGAAUCAACGAUAAACUGUGGAUGCAGUGGAGAAAGUGGGUUGAACUCAUACCUAAGCUCAACACUCUUCGCAUUCCGCGGUGUUAUUUUUCUGACGCCGUUGUAGAAAGCUAUUCAUCGCUGCAAGUACACGCUUUCGUUGACGCAAGCAAAUCUGCAUACGCUUGUGCCGUGUAUUUUCGGGUCGACACUCCAAAUGGUCCUGCCAUCACCCUUGUAGCGGCAAAGUCAAAGGUAUCACCGUUGAAAAUGUUAACGAUUCCACGGCUUGAGCUCCAGGCAGCCGUUUUGGGAUCUCGAUUUCUCAAUAGUAUCAUAUCCAUGCACGCUAUACCAGUGACGAAGCGUUUUCUGUGGACGGAUUCAGCCACUGUCUUGGCCUGGAUCCGAUCGGAUCAACGCCGGUAUCACCAGUUUGUGGGAUUCAGGACAGGUGAAAUAUUGUCGACGACCGACGUUGGCGAGUGGAGGAAGGUUCCAUCCAGACUGAACGUUUCAGACGACGCUACGAAGUGGGGAUCAGGGCCAAAUAUUAGCUCUGACAGUCGUUGGUUCCAGGGGCCAGAUUUUCUGCUGCUUUCCGAAGAGUUAUGGCCAGGCAACAACGAAAUUAUCGAACCUACCGAAGAAGAAAUGGUUUUCUGCAACGUGCAUCAAUCGAUUAAACUCCCAUUGGUCGACGUUUCAAGGUUCAGUCGUUGGGAAAGACUUCACAGAACGGUGGCCUACGUUCACCGCGUUUUCUGUAAUUACCAUCGCCACAAACGUGACGAAAUGCCGGAAGAGGGACCUCUAACCAAAGAGGAGUUGAAGAAGGCGGAAAUAACUCUGUGGCGGCAGGCUCAAGAAGAGUUUUUCAUAUCGGAGAUCACAGUGCUUAAAGACACGAAAGGAGAUCCUGAGAAGCUGCAUGGAUCGAUAGCGAAGUCGUGCCCAAUUUUCAAGCUGUGGUCGUUCAUGGACGAGAACGGCGUCCUGCGCAAACGUAGCCGUUUAGGAAAUGCCGAGUGGAUAUCAUAUGGAACUAAAUACCCAGUAAUUCUUCCGCGUCAACACCGCAUAACAUUCAUCCUUGUAGACGCGUUUCAUCGUCGUUUUCGUCUCUCAAAUCGAGAGACCGUGGUAAACGAGCUGCGACAACUCUACGAAAUCCCGAACUUACGAUCUAUCGUUGCUGAGGUAUCUAGGAAUUGUAUGUGGUGCAAGGUCUAUAAUGCUCAUCCACGCGCUCCACCCAUGGCACCGCUGCCGAAGAUUAGGUUGACUCCUUAUGUACGGCCUUUUACAUACGUAGGGUUGGACUAUUUCGGGCCAGUCCUCGCAAAAGUGGGUCGUAGUAACGCAAAGCGGUGGAUAGCGCUAUUCACAUGCCUAACUAUCCGCGCUGUCCACUUGGAGGUUGUCCAUAGCUUAUCGACGCAAAGCUGUGUGAUGGCAGUGAGAAGGUUUGUUUCACGGAGAGGAUCACCAGCGGAAAUCUUCAGUGAUAACGCGAUGAAUUUCCACGGAGCGAACAAUUUGUUGGAAAAUGAGAUCAAAGAACGCAAUGAACGUUUGGCUACGGUUUUCACGAACUCUGAGACUCGUUGGUCAUUCAUCCCACCGAGUGCUCCGCACAUGGGUGGCGCGUGGGAACGGAUGGUGAAGUCGGUGAAGGCAGCUCUUGGGACCAUUCUGGACGCAGAACGAAGACCAGACGACGAGGUUUUAGAAACGGUCAUUGUAGAAGCAGAAGCCAUGGUCAACACGCGACCGUUGACCUACAUUCCACUAGAGUCAGCCAACCAAGAAGCUUUGACCCCUAAUCACUUCCUUUUAGGAAGCUCUAGUGGAGUGAAGCAGCUAUCAGCGAUGCCUGUUGAUCCUAGAGCGACUUUGAGAAGUGGAUGGAAGCUAGCACAGCACUUGUCAGACGGGAUAUGGAGGCGCUGGAUAAAAGAGUAUCUGCCGGUAAUUUCCAGGAGAUCCAAAUGGUUUGAUGAAGUGAAAAAUAUCGCCGAAGGAGAUUUGGUGUUGAUUGUUGAAGGCACUAUACGGAACCAAUGGAUAAGAGGGAAGGUCGAUAAAGUUGUACGAGGGAAGGAUGGAAGGGUCCGACAAGCCUGGGUGCAGACAUCGAAGGGUGUCAUCAGAAGGCCGGUUGUGAAGUUGGCGCUCCUCGACGUCGUAAAUGAAGGUAAACCGGAAACAGAUGGUUUACGAGCGGGGGAAUGUGACGUCGAGUACCCCUCGGCGACCACUGUAGAACAACUGUGGGAAUCUCCGCAACAUUCGGCUAGUGAGGCAAGUCUCUCUCAUCUGCGAAAUGUCAUCGAGUGA
Molecule: messenger RNA, 6243 nt
Organism: Toxorhynchites rutilus septentrionalis
Lineage: Eukaryota; Metazoa; Arthropoda; Insecta; Diptera; Culicidae
Exons: 1
Coding region: 1-6243 (2080 amino acids)
Biological process (GO): DNA integration
Molecular function (GO): nucleic acid binding
Source: RefSeq, a predicted model, not a curated record